This is a messenger RNA of Pristis pectinata (smalltooth sawfish), 7161 nucleotides long. RefSeq names its product mitogen-activated protein kinase kinase kinase 21 (gene map3k21). The transcript is spliced from 11 exons. The record is from RefSeq and is a predicted model, not a curated record. Bases 137 to 3322 code for a protein of 1061 amino acids. Gene Ontology annotation, biological process: protein phosphorylation. Gene Ontology annotation, molecular function: ATP binding; protein binding; JUN kinase kinase kinase activity. Lineage: Eukaryota; Metazoa; Chordata; Chondrichthyes; Rhinopristiformes; Pristidae.
GCGACCGAGCGGGCGGGGAGAGAGAAGCGGGGCCGUUGUCCAUGGAGGAGGAAGGGGCGCGGGGACGGCCGGCGGCGGCGGGGGGCGGGCUGAAGGCGGCCGCCGCUGCCGCUGCUCCUGUCGCCCGGCUCGGCCCAUGAGCUCGACCCGAGGCCGCGGCGUCGCGGUGGCGAUGGAUCCCUUCGAGGGCCUGUUGAAGCCGGAGGGCGGCGGCGGCGGCAGCCCGGGCCCCGACUCGGGCCUCGGCCUCGCCGGCCCCUUCUGGACGGCGGUGUUCGAGUACGAGGCGAGCGCCGAGGACGAGCUGAGCCUGCGGCGGGGCGACGUGCUGGAGGUGCUGUCCACCGACGCCAAGGUGUCGGGCGACGAGGGCUGGUGGACGGGCAAGAUCGGCGAGCGCGUCGGCAUCUUCCCGGCCGACUACGUGACCCGCCAGCCGGCCAGACCCAGGCCGGCGGCGGCCGAGGGCGCCGGCCAGGCCACCGAGAUCGAGUUCAGCCAGCUGAGCCUGCAGGAGAUCAUCGGCGUGGGCGGCUUCGGCAAGGUGUACCGAGGCACCUGGCGGGGGCAGCCGGUGGCCGUCAAGGCGGCCCGCCGAGACCCGGACGAGGAGGCUGGCGCCACGGCCGAGAGCGCCCGGCGGGAGGCCCGGCUCUUCUCCAUGCUGCGGCACCGCAACAUCAUCGCGCUGCGCGGCGUGUGCCUGCAGGAGCCCAACCUGUGCCUGGUGAUGGAGUACGCGCAGGGUGGGCCCCUCAACCGGGCGCUGGCCGGACGCCGCAUCCCGCCCCGCACCCUCGUCAACUGGGCCGUGCAGAUCGCCCGGGGCAUGUGCUACCUGCACGCCGAGGCUAUCGUGCCCAUCAUCCACCGAGACCUCAAGUCCAGCAACAUUCUGUUAUUCGAGAAGAUUGAGAACGAUGACAUAGCAAACAAAACACUGAAGAUCACGGAUUUUGGCUUGGCCAGGGAGUGGCAUAAAACAACUAAGAUGAGUGCUGCAGGAACCUAUGCUUGGAUGGCACCAGAGGUUAUAAAAUCAUCCUUGUUUUCCAAAGGCAGUGAUGUCUGGAGCUAUGGAGUGUUGCUCUGGGAGCUGUUGACAGGAGAAGUCCCUUAUCGUGGGAUCGAUGGCCUUGCAGUGGCUUAUGGAGUUGCUGUCAACAAAUUAACCCUUCCUAUUCCGUCUACAUGUCCUGAACCUUUCACCAAAUUAAUGGAAGAGUGCUGGGACCAGGAUCCUCAUGUCCGUCCAUCAUUUGGUACCAUUUUGGAGCAGCUCACUGCUAUUGAGUCGACAGUCAUAACUGAUAUGCCCCAGGAGUCUUUUCAUUCCAUGCAGGAUGAUUGGAAGAUGGAAAUACAGCAAAUGUUUAAUGAGUUAAGGACAAAGGAAAAGGAGUUGAGGUCACGGGAGGAGGAGCUGACAAGGGCCGAGUUACAGCAGAAGUCCCACGAGGAGCUGCUGAAGCGACGGGAGCAGCAGUUGGCAGAACGGGAAAUCGAUGUGCUGGAGCGCGAGCUGAACAUUCUCAUCUUCCAGAUGAACCAAGAGAAACCAAAAGUGAAGAAAAGAAAAGGCAAGUUCAGGAAAAACCGGCUAAAGCUAAAAGAUGGAAACCGAAUCAGUUUGCCUUCAGAUUUUCAGCACAAGAUCACCGUUCAAGCCUCUCCAACUCUUGACAAGCGGAAAAGCUUGAAUGGCAGCAGUUGCAGUCCGCCAAGCAGCCCCACCAUCAUCCCACGGCUCAGAGCUAUACAGCUGAGUUCCAAAGCUGAUGCUGCCAAUUCCAGUGCCUUCCGCAACAGCAUAUAUGUUUACCAACAGGAUGUGGAUAUCGCAAGUGAAUGUACAAGCAAAUCCCUCAGUAGGGCUAAGACAAAAGUUACCCUUGAUGAGAGCAAUAGAACCUGGGGUAAAAGCACGGUCUACCGGCAGGAAGAUUAUGAUGAAGACGUGCAGAAAGCUUGCAAGAAGAAAGGGCGGACGUGGGGACCUAGUUCUAUGCAAACCAAGGAGCGGGCCAGUUGUGAGGAAAGGACAAGGCCUUUGUCAGAUGGAAACAAUCCAUGGUCUACAAGUUUAUUGAAGACUCCAACUUUACCUCUGACCUCAGUUUUUGCAAAUUUUGCGGACCAGGGGAUUGCGUCUGAGCAGACUCAAGCAGCUGAAGACUACGAGAAUCGACCAAAGCAGUCCAAGUUACCUAAUCAGGUGUAUAUUGAUCUACCUCUUCGUAAAGAUCAUCAGGGAGAGGGAGAUGGUGGCAGCGAAAGCCAGGAGGAGACCACGACAACGCCUGUCAGCUCGGCCAACAGCACCCCGCAGGUCACUCCCACCAACAGCCUGAAGCGACUAAUCCAGAGGAAGAAAACUGAUAUAGUUCUGUAUGGCUGUGCCGUGCUGCUCGCGUCCGUGGCCUUGGGCUUCGACAUCCGAGAAGUGAAUAAAUCGCAGGUUUCGGAGGAGAUUGAAGUCAAGGAGGAGAAGAAGAAGAAGGAGGGGCUCUUUCAGAGAACCAGCAGGUUCCGCAGAAGCACAAGUCCCCCCAACAGGACAGCCUCCAAGAAGGACGAGGCCAACAUUCCCUCACUGAACUCGCAUGCCAUUAAUCUCCUGUCCAUGUCUUCCAUUUCCGAAUGUAAUUCCACCAGAUCCUUGCUCCGGUCGGACAGUGAGGACACAUCCACUUUUAACACGGCACUUGCUCCUGCCACCACCGUCCACAAACUAGAAUUCUUGACUGACAAUCCUCCGAACAGCUCCAUAAACGGGACCCACAAGAAUCUGGAUGAGUUGCCUUUGUCGGACACUGAGAAUUUGAAAGAGUUGAGUACAGUGCCUGUAGAGGCAGCUGCUAAACCCACUGGCCAGCUGCCAUCAGAAGGAAGCCCAACCACUAAUGGAGUUGCUGACAUCAGUCCACGUAGAGAGUCUGAGUUCCCACGUCUUCCAGAUCCCAAAUCCCUGUACCCAGCGUCUGCAAGAAGGAGGACUCCUAAAAGGGAUGUGCUGCCUGAGAGACCGAAAUCUGGGGACGCCGUACCCAGGCCACGGCCAUCCCUGCCCCGAAUCAGAACAGACCCCUGGCGAUUUGUGUCGCACUCGAUCAGCCUGAAUGACUCCCCGGAUGCCACAGUGCCUACUUUGGACGCACUCCUCACUGCUGAACGAUGCCCCAGUUUGCCCUUUGGUGCCUGCUCACUACUUGACAUGGACGUUGAAGGCCAAAGCCAGGAUGGCACAGUUCCCCUCUGCAGGGGUGAGUCCCAGCCUGGCAGACCCGGUGGCUUUGAACUGGAGAAAGAGUUUAUGUUUUAGCACUCACUGCCUUGGAGAUGGGACUAUGCAUCUGUUCCUUUAUUUGCAAGAGCAAUUUCAUGAAUGCAUUGAACCUUGUUUGGAAAGAAAAAAAAUGUGAACAGAAUGUAUAUUUUUUUCCCUAGGCGUUUUUCUAUUGUAGCCCAUGUGCUCCUACCUAAUCACAGCAGGCGAAGAAGGUCCUCUCGCGACUUGGCUCUCUUCGUUAACACCCUACCUUCACAUCCUGGACCUGAGCUGGAUUUGAUCUUGGGUAACUGGUACAUGAGCACUACUUUAUCCUGCACUGGCUGUCAGAUUGGAGAAAAGGAAGAUCAAUUUACUCCAUGCGAAACUGGAAGCGCAGUUUUGCGUCUAGCCCAUGGUAUUUUGCACUUUGAAUAUCAAAAUUUAAUCUGUAGUCAUUUCGGGCGGCCUGCUUCAUAUUUAAAGUGAAAGUCUAGUGAGGGUUUCUGGAUGAUUUGCUUGAAGAAACUUGAUUAGUUUGCAUUGAACCAUUACCAUGAUGUAAGGAAGAUAUCUGGGGUAUAGAUUUGAUGCAUGUUUUCAUGCUGUCUUAAAUUUUAUUUCUAUCUGGCAGAGUUUAAGUUGAUCUAUGUCGAGGCAGUAUCCCUUUUAUUUGUUCAGACUGUGGUUCUUGGUGGCAAUGCCAGCAAUUAUUGUCCAAUCCCAAUUGCCCCUGAACCAUUGGUGGGUGUGGGGUCACGUAUAUGGCAGAUGUUCACCCCUAACAAACACUAGUUGACCAGAUGGGCUUUUAUGACAAUCUGGUAGUUUCACAGUCAAUAUUACUGGCUGCAGUAGUUAAUUUUAAUUCCAGAUUUAUUUAAUUACUUGAAUUCGUAUUUCCAGCUGCUGUGGUGGGAUUCAAGUUUGUCCCUGGAUAGCAAUCCAGCAACAACAACUCUGCUACUGUCCCCUUAACAGCUGUUCCACAAGUAUCUCCUCAAAUGCUCUCAGGAGUUUUAGUACUAUGCAAGUUCAGUUAAAUGAUUAUUCAUUAUGCUUUAUCAACUAAAUGUGCUCCAAAAACUGUAGGCUAUUUGCACAGAUUAUGAAAGGUUCUUUGUCAAAAUAAAUCAUUACUAAAGUUCCCACCAAUGGCUUGUGUGUAGAGAAGUGACACUCAGGCACACAGUCCCAGCAUGUCUCAGGCGGAGGUGGUGGUUGUGGUUGCUACAAUUGAUUGUAGCACUGCUGCCUGUGCAGUUGUGUUCACCCUGUGGUGGGUUCUUUCCACAACUGUGAGCCUUGAUGGAAUGGCACUGGAAAAUGUUUUUGCAGUCAUUGCUAACUGCUGAGGCCCACAACAGAACUCUGGCAAUCUAGGCAAUGGGCUGUAUUUGGAGCUACCUGUCAGUGAGGAAACAAAUACCUUUCAAGAAAAGAUUUUUCCAAGCUAAGGGAAAAAAUUGAGUAAACAAAAGGGAUACUUCCUGUUGUUCUAUUGCAAUAAUACAUUGACCAUAACACAGAGCAAACUCUACCACAUGGAAAAAGAGCUCAAAUAUCAAGACCUUGCCACUUGGAUGUGGUCUUGAUGUACAAUCGUUUCUCAGCCUACAACCUCCUGGUGAUUUAAGGGGGCUAUCUUUCAAAUUACCCAGCUCUGGGAUCAAUGGCUCACUAUUUUUAGAAGUUAAAUUUCAGAAGUUAAAUUGUAGCCAAGAAUGCCACCUAAGGAUUUUAUCUUUGAAGGUUACGGUGAAUACCAUUCGAACACUGGAAAUAGUUGAUUAACUGUUUUACAGAGCUUCCUUGAUUUUAGAGAAAAAAAUAGCUGCUCAGGCUUUGUGAAUAGCUUAUAGAGCAUGAAUUGGAUUCUACUUGGCUGCUGCCUUAUUUAUUAACAUAUCUUUCAAGCUGCAAAGGUUCAGUCAACUUUUUCUAAAUCAAAACAAAUCUGCUGCUAGUUCUCAACAUUUGUGAUGAGCCUUUGGGGGGGGGGGGGAAAAAAUCUGUAAAAUGUAUUCAUUAUGCUGAAGAUAUAACUUUUACAAAUCUGCGGAUGGUUUUGAACACCUUCUUUCUGGCUGUCGUAGAGUUUGACUGUUUUUUAAUCUGUUCUGACUUGUAGCCCAGUGCCCUCCUAGGUGCAUUCCAAUACCCACCUGGCCUGGCUGAUUAUUACAGAUGCUUCCAGGAUGCAAUUAACUAUUGCCUUCAGCCAUUUAAAGCUGCAAACCAUCAUAUUUUACAAUAUUCAUGUUGAUGUGAAACAGUUUGUAUAUCACAACUGGCUAAUUUAUUAGUAAAUAUUACAUUCCACAGGACAAAUAAGGCCAGAACUUAGUAUUUGGGUUUCUGUACACCAGUUUAGUUUCUAGUACUGGAUUUGUAAAAUAAAAAAUUGUGGGGUAUUGCACUUAAAUGCAUAAGUUAUUCUGUUGCUUCUUAGUUGUGGUUGGGAUUUAUAUUGAGCUUCAAGGGCUAAUAAGCAUUACAUCAUGGCAAUGUAGCCUGAGAGUCUGUGUGCAGUUUAAUGCCACUGUCGAUUUACUGAUCUGCCUUCAUUUCCUUUUGCCUCCUGAUCUGAUUCCAUUAUUCCUGACCUCCCUCUACAGUUCUGCGGCUGUCCUGAUUUGGUUCAGUCUGGCCGUGUGGUUGGGCGAUGUUUGGUGCUAGAGUUCCAGACAGGGUAUAAGCUUCAUUCAAUAGCAGUUGAAACUGAGUGUAAGGAGCAUCAGUUCCUCGUGUUAAACGGAAAAGGGAUCAGUGGGAGGACUCUGUAUCCCUGCUGAUUGUGCCUAUUUUUAUACAAAUCAUUUUAUGUACCAGCAGUCAUUUACAACCAGAGGGUUACUAAGGUUGAUUCAGAAUUUAAGGGUGUAUUUUUCACAAUCAGAGAAUGUCAUAUUGUUUAAAACCUGUCUGAUAAUUGAACUAAUGUAGAAACUGUUCCAAUUUCUGAUCUAUAAUCCAACUGAUUCAUCUCAGUGUUAACAUGUAUUUUAAGAACUAGCUACUUUUUUUGCAUAACUGGAUGUUGGAAUAUCAUCACCUUUUUACCUCUGUUCAAAUACAAUUAGUUUUUUUGAAAGCUUAAUUACUGUACAUUCAGUGUGACUGAUUCUUAUCCUUGCUACUCAAAUCAUAUGAUAUACUUGUGCUUUGAUUUUUUUUGGUAAAAUACAUAAGCUUUUUGUACCACUUUAUAAAUCAUCUGUCAAAGGUCUUUUCACUUGAAGAUGCUGCUUUAUAUAUUUGUUUAGUUGUAUUUUUACUGCAGUUUGAGACUUUGAAUAAUAUUUAUGUAAAAUCUUAGGUAUUAAGUAAGAAUGUGUUUUAUAUUUUGCCAAGCAGGCUUGGUCUAUGUCAAGUCCCAGAAAAGGAUAAUGGUAGUUCUUUUUGGGAAGCUUGAUAUCAGAGUACGUGUAUUGCCCAUUUUGUUUCCCUUCUAAAUGUAUCUUUGGUUCAAAAACCCUUAAUAAAUAUUAAAAAGAGAUCCUUAUUUUGAUUUCACAAUCAUGUCUUGUAAAAACAAUAAUUGCAGAAUCUGAUUCCCUUUGAACAGUUUAGUCUUAAAGUAAAACAGUUCUUGGAAACGAGACUUGAUCAGUGCCACAAUUUACAUUGGGUGAAAUUAUCUCUUCACUUCGGGUUCACGCCAUAAAUUACAGAAACACGACUAUGCUAAAUGGCCCCUCAGAGAUUAAUUUAAUUAGAUCAUAGCCAAUCUGUGCUUCCAAUAACCUGUUGACCAAUAAAAUUGAUUAAAACCUCAUUUGAAGUACCUGUUCAUUAAAAUUCUGUCAAAUUUAACUUGAUCCCCAAUAUAUUUGGGGAAAAUUGCUCUAUCUUUCCACUAUUUUUAGGUUGGAAAAAACAUCCUGAUUUCU